AUGGCCCCCAACAAGAAGUCCAAGAAGGGUUCCGACAACAUCAACUCCAGGCUCGCCCUGGUGAUGAAGUCCGGUAAGGUCACCCUGGGUGCCAAGUCUACCAUGAAGACUCUGCGCUCCGGAAAGGCCAAGCUGGUCAUCAUCGCUGCCAACACCCCCCUCUCCGCAAGUCCGAGCUGGAGUACUACGCCAUGCUGGCGAAGACUCCCGUCCACCAUUUCUCGGGUAACAACAUCGAGCUUGGUACCGCCUGUGGUAAGCUCUUCCGCUGCGCCACCAUGGCCAUUCUCGAUGCCGGUGACUCCGACAUCCUCACUGGCACCCAGUAAGUGGGUGGGCUUUGAGGCGCGGACUGGGGGAGGCGAAUGCCUGUGA
Molecule: messenger RNA, 375 nt
Organism: Penicillium daleae
Lineage: Eukaryota; Fungi; Ascomycota; Eurotiomycetes; Eurotiales; Aspergillaceae
Product: 60S ribosomal eL30 domain-containing protein
Exons: 3
Coding region: 1-375 (124 amino acids)
Cellular component (GO): cytosolic large ribosomal subunit
Molecular function (GO): RNA binding; structural constituent of ribosome
Source: RefSeq, a predicted model, not a curated record